GCCGGGCCCGGCGCACGGCGGAGCCCGCAGCCCCGAGCGGCUGCGCCCAGCUCCAUGAAUGGAAAUCGGCAGCGCAGGACCCGUCGGGGCACAGCCCCUGCUCAUGGUGCCCAGACGUCCUGGCUAUGGCACCAUGGGCAAACCCAUUAAACUGCUGGCCAACUGCUUCCAAGUUGAAAUCCCAAAGAUUGAUGUCUACCUCUAUGAGGUGGAUAUCAAACCAGAUAAGUGUCCUCGGAGGGUGAACAGGGAGGUGGUGGACUCAAUGGUGCAGCAUUUUAAAGUGACAAUAUUUGGGGACCGUAGACCAGUUUAUGAUGGGAAGAGAAGCCUCUAUACAGCCAAUCCACUUCCUGUGGCCACUACUGGGGUGGAUCUGGAUGUGACAUUACCAGGAGAAGGUGGAAAAGAUCGUCCCUUCAAAGUGUCAAUAAAGUUUGUUUCUCGGGUGAGCUGGCACUUGCUGCAUGAAGUUUUGACAGGAAGAACCUUGCCUGAGCCUCUGGAACUAGACAAACCUAUCAGCACUAACCCUGUUCAUGCUGUCGAUGUGGUGCUACGACACCUACCCUCCAUGAAGUACACCCCUGUGGGCCGUUCCUUUUUCUCAGCUCCAGAAGGCUAUGAUCACCCCUUGGGUGGGGGUAGGGAGGUCUGGUUUGGAUUCCAUCAGUCUGUUCGACCUGCCAUGUGGAAGAUGAUGCUCAAUAUUGAUGUUUCUGCCACUGCCUUCUACAAAGCACAACCUGUAAUUCAGUUUAUGUGUGAAGUUCUUGACAUUCAUAAUAUUGAUGAGCAACCAAGACCUCUGACUGAUUCUCAUCGGGUAAAAUUCACCAAAGAGAUAAAGGGUCUGAAGGUAGAAGUGACUCACUGUGGGACGAUGAGGAGGAAAUACCGUGUUUGUAACGUAACGAGGAGGCCUGCAAGUCAUCAAACGUUUCCCUUACAGUUAGAAAAUGGCCAAACUGUGGAGAGAACAGUUGCACAGUAUUUCAGAGAGAAAUACAACCUCCAGCUGAAGUAUCCUCAUCUUCCUUGCCUACAAGUGGGACAAGAACAGAAACACACCUACCUGCCUUUAGAGGUCUGUAACAUUGUGGCUGGCCAGCGGUGUAUCAAGAAGCUAACAGACAAUCAGACAUCCACUAUGAUAAAGGCUACAGCCAGAUCUGCUCCAGAUAGGCAAGAGGAGAUAAGCAGAUUGGUGAGGAGUGCAAAUUACGAUGCAGAUCCGUUUGUUCAAGAAUUUCAAUUCAAAGUCCGGGAUGAGAUGGCCCACGUGACGGGGCGUGUGCUCCCAGCUCCCAUGCUGCAGUACGGAGGACGGAAUCGAACGGUGGCGACCCCGAGCCAUGGAGUAUGGGACAUGAGAGGGAAGCAGUUUCACACUGGUGUUGAAAUCAAAAUGUGGGCUAUAGCUUGCUUUGCAACACAGAGACAAUGCAGAGAAGAAAUACUGAAGGGUUUCACAGACCAGCUACGCAAGAUCUCCAAGGAUGCAGGGAUGCCCAUCCAAGGCCAGCCCUGCUUCUGCAAAUAUGCCCAGGGGGCAGACAGUGUGGAGCCCAUGUUUAGACAUCUUAAGAACACCUACUCGGGGCUUCAGCUCAUCAUUGUCAUCCUGCCAGGGAAAACACCCGUGUAUGCUGAGGUGAAGCGUGUGGGAGAUACACUGCUGGGAAUGGCCACACAGUGUGUGCAAGUGAAGAACGUCAUUAAAACAUCCCCACAGACCCUAUCAAACCUGUGCCUGAAGAUUAAUGUCAAACUAGGAGGAAUCAACAACAUCCUUGUACCUCAUCAACGACCUUCUGUGUUCCAGCAGCCAGUGAUCUUUUUGGGAGCCGAUGUCACUCACCCUCCUGCUGGAGAUGGAAAGAAGCCUUCCAUAGCUGCUGUUGUAGGUAGUAUGGAUGCUCACCCGAGCCGGUACUGUGCCACGGUGAGAGUUCAGCGACCCCGGCAGGAAAUCAUCCAGGAUUUGGCCUCCAUGGUGAGAGAACUUCUCAUCCAGUUCUACAAAUCAACACGGUUCAAGCCCACACGAAUCAUCUUCUACAGGGAUGGGGUCUCUGAAGGGCAGUUCCGACAGGUUUUGUAUUAUGAACUGCUAGCCAUCAGAGAAGCCUGCAUCAGUCUGGAGAAGGAUUACCAGCCUGGAAUAACCUAUAUUGUGGUGCAGAAGCGACAUCAUACACGAUUGUUCUGUGCUGACAGAACAGAAAGGGUUGGGCGAAGUGGCAAUAUUCCAGCUGGAACAACAGUAGAUACAGACAUUACACAUCCAUAUGAGUUUGAUUUUUACCUCUGUAGCCACGCUGGAAUACAGGGUACCAGCCGUCCCUCACACUAUCAUGUUUUGUGGGAUGAUAACUGUUUUACUGCAGAUGAACUCCAGCUGCUGACUUACCAGCUCUGCCACACAUACGUGCGCUGCACGCGGUCGGUUUCUAUCCCUGCACCAGCCUAUUAUGCUCACCUGGUAGCAUUCAGAGCACGGUACCAUCUUGUGGACAAAGAACAUGACAGUGCUGAAGGAAGCCAUGUUUCAGGACAGAGCAACGGGAGAGACCCACAGGCCCUGGCAAAGGCUGUACAGAUUCACCAAGACACCUUACGCACCAUGUACUUCGCUUAAGUCGACGACCCGGGAGCGCACGUGCCGAGAGGAAGAACUGAAAACCUAAGCCACAUACAAUGUAUGUUCCCAUGGGGUUGGUUUAUGGGCUGUGCCUCCCAUCGUGCUGAAGCUGACACUGUGCAGGGGCAAGAGGCUAACCCUUAAAUUGACACAAGGAGGAUUGUUUACUUCAUCGAGGAACACAGCACUAUUAUGCAAUAUGAAACCAGCCAACUGCUUUAUUGGCGCGGUCUCCCGUAGGAAGCGCCGCCAUCGUGGGUUGUUUAUUUUGUUUUGGGUU
Calypte anna (Anna's hummingbird) is the source of this 2924-nucleotide messenger RNA. Its product is annotated as argonaute RISC catalytic component 3. Gene Ontology annotation, biological process: regulation of stem cell proliferation; regulatory ncRNA-mediated gene silencing. The transcript is spliced from 19 exons. Gene Ontology annotation, molecular function: RNA binding; protein binding. The coding region runs from base 59 to 2641 and encodes 860 amino acids. The record is from RefSeq and is a predicted model, not a curated record. Lineage: Eukaryota; Metazoa; Chordata; Aves; Apodiformes; Trochilidae.